AUGGCUCUUUCUUGUUACACCUUCAUCCCUCCUUCUUUACCCUCUCUUUAUCUACACAAUCAUCGUUCAUCACAUCUUCCUCUUAGAGUUUCUCAUAUAAAUGCUUCCUUAAAAUCUUCUGAUUCAAAAGCACCAUCAUCAACAUCAUCACAACAAAGUGUGCCAUCUUCAACCCCUUAUGUUGAAUCUAGGCCACAUGAGCCUGCUUUUAACUAUGCCGUUGCCAACACUAAUGGCAACCCACUUCUUAGGAUGGUUCAAAAUACAGAAUCUUCCAUUGAAAGGGUGAUUUUCGACUUCCGUUUCUUGGCACUCUUUGCUGUUGCAGGUUCCUUGGCUGGCUCACUCCUUUGCUUUCUAAAUGGUUGUGUUUAUAUUGUUGGUGCAUACAAAGUGUAUUGGUCAAGCUAUGUCAAAGGAGUUCACACCGGAAAGAUGGUUCUGCUUCUGGUUGAAGCAAUUGAUAAUUUAUGA
Molecule: messenger RNA, 474 nt
Organism: Vicia faba (fava bean)
Lineage: Eukaryota; Viridiplantae; Streptophyta; Magnoliopsida; Fabales; Fabaceae
Source: the annotation of a GenBank genome assembly